Messenger RNA from Cinara cedri, 1455 nucleotides. The record is from the annotation of a GenBank genome assembly. NCBI's taxonomy places the organism in Eukaryota, Metazoa, Arthropoda, Insecta, Hemiptera, Aphididae.
UAUAAAAAAAAGUAUUUUUCUUUAAUGUUAUGCAAAUUUAAAUGUAUUAAUUUUAUUAAGAUUCAAGUUAUAAGAAAGUUAUGGGGUUAUUAUUCAAGUUAUUAUUCAAAUACCACAUGCCAUGCCACUAAACAAAUGAUGCCCCCCUUUGCCACAUUUUGUUAACUAAUAAUUUACUAAUAAUUACUAAUAAUCCAGACUAGAGCUAGUUAAUAUUUCAUUAACUUAUUGAUCUCAUUGUGAAAAACUAAAGUAGGUAGUUGAUUAGGUAGUAGUAGUUGAUUUUUGUUUGUAUAAGGUCCAAACUAAAGGCAAAUUGCAUUGAUAGACAUCCAAAUUCAUGCUAAUUACAUGGUAAAUAAUGGUAAAAACUAAAUUUUAAUAACUUGAAAACAUAAAAAAAUUGGAAAAUGUUAAGUUAGGAGGUAUAUAUAUAUAUUUCCAUCAGUUUUAGAUUUAAUAUAAACAUAUAUAUAACAUUCGGCAGAUGCUAUUCUUCAACCUGUAUCAUUUAAUUUUCCAUCGGGUAUUUCUAAAAAAAGGAGAUGGUUUACAUUAAUAUAUGUCAGAUAAAACACAAUUAGUGUAUUAUGACGAUCCUAAUGAAUUAGUUUCCAACUUGAUCUUUUAUCUUCUUUUCAAAAUGCAGGUAAUACAGGUGUUAAUAAUGAGAUUGUUUUGAUUUUAGAAGAACUACAUGAAAGAAACCUUAUAAAGUAGUAAAUUAUAUGUAUAUAUAUAUAUAUAUAUAUAUAUAUAAUAUACAUAUAUAUUACAUAUGUUAUUACACAGUCAUAAUAUUUAAUAAUAAUAUCACGGAGACCUCGCACAAUAUAGCUAACGAAUUGCAUAGACCAGCAAGACGAAAAUUUCCUAGACGGCGAGUAAUAUCUCUUUUCAAAGAUGAUCUUUGGCAAGCAGACUUAAUAGAUAUGCAGCAACAUUCUAGACAAAAUUCUAGUUUUAAAUAUAUUUUAAUUGUAAUAGAUACGUAUACCUAAUAUGUAUGGGCACGGGCAUUAAAAAAUAUAAGCAGUACAGAAGUUACAAACAAUUUUUUACAAAUAUUAAAAACAAAUCAAUCUAAUUUAUUACAGACAGAUAAUGGUACAGAGUUUUACAAUAAACCGUUUCAAGAUCUUAUGAAAGAAUAUAAUAUUAAGCAUUACAGUACAUAUAGUAGUAUAAAGGCAGGUAUGGUUGAAAGCGUCAUAAGAACAAUAAAAAAUAAAAUUUACAAAUAUUUUACAUCAACAGGUUCGUGGAAUUGGUACAAUUCAAUAUCGAAACUAAUAGCUAAUUAUAAUAAUACUAAACAUACAACGAUUAAAUGUACAUCGUUUGAAGCUAGAAAAAAACAUCAAUUGCCAUUUAAGUUAAACAAUAUAAAAAUAAGAAAACCUAAAUUUGAAGUUAAUGACAAAGUUAGAAUAUCUAAAUAUAAGCAUGCAUUCG